GAGCCCUAAACCCUACUCGAACCAAACCAGAGCAGCCUCCACCGCCAGCGCCGACAGCUCGUGUUCGACCUUGCGCACUUCUCCGCCCAUGGCUGAACCCGAGGUAGGGGUGGCCGCAGACACAGCGAUGGAAACCGAAGCUCCUGAAGCAGCCGGUCAGAAGAGGGAACGGGAUGAAGUAGGUGAUCCUGCUGCUGAAGGAGGCGAGGCGGCGGUGGAGGAAGCGGCGGCGGCUAAGAAGCCGAAGUUGGAGGAGGAGACUAAGGAGGUAGAGGAGGCGUCGGAGGAGAAGGCAGAGGAGACGGCGGAGGGGAAGACAGAGGAGGCGAAUGAGAAGACAGUGGAGGCGGAGCGCAAGCCAGUGAAGCUGGGGCCAAAAGAGUUCUCCUCAUCCGUCGAGAUGUUCGACUACUUCUUCGGUCUGCUUCACUACUGGACGCCGCAGAUUGAGUUCAAUAAGUAUGAACAAAUGGUGCUGGAGGAUUUGCUGAAGAAAGGCCACGCGGAACCUGCUAAGAAGAUCGGGGCAGGAGUCGAAGCAUUCGAGAUACGCAACCACCCGGUGUGGCAAAGCCGCUGCUUCUUUAUCCGCAGGAUCGAUGGAUCCUCGGAUGACUUCAGCUUCCGCAAGUGUGUGGACAACAUACUGCCUCUCCCUGAGGACAUGAAGGUCGGCAACGGCAAGAAGUCUGGUGGCCACCACAAGGGUGGCGGUGGCGGCGGCGGGGGUAGGGGAGGAGGCCGUGGCCGAGGCGGCUGGCGUGGUGGCCGUGGCCGGGGCAGGAGGGGAGGGUAGGAUCUUAAUUCUUAACAGGCCCUGCAAUUUUGCCCGGUUAAUAAGACACUGGUGGCCGUGGACACGAAGGCGUUUAUUAUGUGACUGUCCUGAAAGACCGAUGCCCACCUUACAACUGAUCCACGCCGAGUGCUUGCCGCGUGCUGUUCUUAAUUUGUGCCUUAUUUUUCUUCUUGUCA
Messenger RNA from Zea mays, 975 nucleotides. RefSeq lists its product as uncharacterized. The record is from RefSeq and is marked provisional. Gene Ontology annotation, cellular component: nucleus; chloroplast. Lineage: Eukaryota; Viridiplantae; Streptophyta; Magnoliopsida; Poales; Poaceae. The transcript has 2 exons. Gene Ontology annotation, biological process: chloroplast rRNA processing; nucleologenesis; chloroplast organization. Bases 89 to 796 code for a protein of 235 amino acids.